Molecule: messenger RNA, 1272 nt
Organism: Tripterygium wilfordii
Lineage: Eukaryota; Viridiplantae; Streptophyta; Magnoliopsida; Celastrales; Celastraceae
Product: ubiquinol oxidase 2, mitochondrial-like
Exons: 4
Coding region: 90-1106 (338 amino acids)
Biological process (GO): alternative respiration
Cellular component (GO): mitochondrion
Molecular function (GO): alternative oxidase activity
Source: RefSeq, a predicted model, not a curated record
AUAACCUACCUACAAAAGCUAACAGAUAUCUGCCAUUUCCAAGAUCUCUCUCGAUCUUGAUAUCUGACACAUUACUACUGAUCGUCGUCAUGAUGAGUCGUGGUGGAACCAGCUUGGCCGGUUCAUCGCUGGCGGCGUUGAACCAACGUUACUUCUCAACGGCUGCUCGCACGGUGUCGCAACAAACGGCAUCAGGAAUGAUCCUGAACGGUUCGGCCGGGGCUCCUGUACGGAGUGUGAGCUGGAUGAGGGCUCCAGUACUUGGCUUGAGAAACGGGAGCAGUGUGGCCCUGCAGGGAGAGAAGAUCGAUCAGGUGGAGAAAGAACCGGCUGGUGGAAAGGACGAGAAGCAGAUCAGUUACUGGGGCAUUCCGCAUGAAAAGGUCUUAAAAGAGGAUGGAACGGAGUGGAAGUGGAACUGCUUCAAGCCAUGGGAGACAUACAAGGCUGAUUUGUCAAUCGAUCUGAAGAAGCAUCAUGUACCAACAACGUUCUUGGACAAGAUGGCCUACUGGACUGUCAAGUCUCUUAGAUGGCCGACUGAUUUGUUCUUCCAGAAAAGAUAUGGGUGUCGAGCAAUGAUGUUAGAAACAGUGGCAGCAGUCCCGGGCAUGGUUGGCGGGCUGCUACUGCACUGCAAGUCACUGAGGCGAUUUGAGCACAGUGGGGGUUGGAUCAAGGCUCUGCUGGAAGAGGCUGAGAAUGAACGCAUGCACCUCAUGGCAUUCAUGGAAGUAGCCAAUCCCAAGUGGUACGAGCGAGCUCUGGUUUUUGCAGUCCAGGGUGUUUUCCUCAAUGCCUACUUCCUUGGUUACAUAAUCUCUCCCAAGUUUGCACAUCGAGUGGUGGGGUAUCUAGAGGAGGAAGCCAUUCACUCAUACAAUCUGUUCCUUAAGGAGUUGGACAAAGGGAACAUUGAGAAUGUCCCUGCUCCUGCCAUUGCCAUUGACUACUGGCGUUUGCCAUCUGAUUCAACCUUGCGAGAUGUUGUGGUGGUUGUGAGGGCUGAUGAGGCACAUCACCGCGAUGUGAAUCACUUUGCAUCGGACAUUCAUUACCAGGGUCAUGAAUUGAAGGAGUCUCCUGCGCCAAUUGGGUAUCACUGAACUGCUGAGAGUCAGUAUUAUGGUCUUUCAAACCAGAAAAUUUUGUAAGAGCAUUGAAUAAAUAGAGCUCAAGGAAGUAAUCGUCCUGAUGAAACAAAUAGUUUUGAAGUUUUGUACUUGUUUUACAUCCAUGCAAUAAUAUAUGUUGCGUUGUUUUGUUGGCCUG